AUGGAUCCCGCUAUCUCAACCACAACGGAUCCCGCUGAACGAAAUAGAAUCCAUGAGCAAUUCAUCAGCCAGUUCCGCCCCAAUCCGGAUGGUCCUGAUUAUGACUGCGGUGGCAAAUACGAAGAACACCGAGGGCUGCUGAGAGGAAUCCGGGACCCUGGAAAUUCUACCCCUGACGACGUCAAGCCUCAGGCCAUUGAGUAUCUCAAAGAAGACGUCUUCCCUUUCUUUGAGCGUUGCGAAGAUGUCCACAAGCAGGAGCGAGAUGAGCUCUUGGCCGUCUACCUAAAAUACAAUGGGCCCGAUGGAAUUCGCACCCGUCUCCAGCCAGAGCUCAACGAGAAGCGGGGAAGAGUAAUGGCCUUUGGUCUAGACGAUGACAAUGCCACAGAGGCGAUGACGAAGUUUAUCCCCUAUGACUCGGCGACCGGCGUGUACUUUUGGUUCGGGAAAGGAGGCUACGUCACCUACCAUAACAUGCAUAAAGAAUUGUCAACAGGAGGCUCCGACAGCAGUGAUUUUGAACCCCCUGUUAUCAACCACAUUCCCCUUGGAACAGCGGAGAAUGGCAACAUGGCGCACCACCACAACAUCAACCCCGAUGACGAUCUUUCCCUCAAUCCCGGCCUUUUGGAGCUUUUGCGGGGUCUGAUGAAGCUCAAGAAUGCCCAGCCAUUCAUCAACUUCGCCCACGAAAAGAACGCGGACAACUACCAGGGUGUAACCUGGAGGCCUCGCUGCUUGAGUUUCAUCGAGCAAGGUCUUCAACUGGACCCCUCCAUUGGCUACGGAUCUACAGCAUUCUUCAACGACAUGCUUCUGGUGUUUACCAACACUCGGAAGGGAAACCCCUUUCUCUACACGGAGGAGAAUAGACAAGCAGAUGGCGUGGAGUCAGUGAUGAUGAAGAGACUGAAAACGAUGGGAAGCGCCGGUGCGAAGCUUCUGGUAAGUCAUCCCAGCCGGUGUAAUAUCCAACUAAAACAGGGACCAGAAGACUGGUCGGAUCCUGAAAUGCUCUACUUUAAAGCACCCCACAAUCCACAUCUCGACAAUUUUGACGGAACAAAACCUGAUGAAAACAAAGUUAGGACUCUGGCCUGGUGGCAGGUUUGCUUGAGUCGAAAGCGCGUCCAGAAGCUGCGUGCCAGCCUGGCUUCCACAGCACCAACUGCACACCAAGACACUCAAACCCCUGGCUUGGACAGCGGUGCUCCGCUAGACCAGCGCUCCGGAAAGCGCUCUCACGAGCAGAGCGUAGAACCCGAAAAGGAUGGCCCGAGCCGCGUUUCAAAGCGCCCGAUGUCGAAUCCUGGCAUCAAUCCCAACCACUGCACAGAUCCUCUGGGACAGCCUGGGCUCAAGAGUUAUCGACAGAUGAUGGGCCUCGAGAGGAAUGACGAGGAGGACGAGAUUGACCAGAGCGAGGUGGUGGAGGAGAGAGCUCCGAAGCGACAGCGUUUGACCGAGCCCGCGGCUGUUACCAACCUUGCUGCCACGAGCUCUGGGCCGUCUCGUCCUGGUCCAUCUGCGGCUCGUACCAGACUUGCUGCCACGAGCUCUGGACCUUCUCGCCGUGUUCCAACUGCGGCUCCUGUCCAGCGCCGCUCUUCGAAGCGCCUUAGGGCUCAAGCUGAUGCUGACAACGACAGCGACGAUGAUGACGAUGGUGGUGAAAGCCACGGGGCAUCUCGUUCCAAGCGACGCCGCCUCACAAAGGACACAAACUCUGCGGGCCUCCCACACGCGAGCCCCGAGGCUGGGCCGUCCACCGCAAGCAAAGAGAUGCAUGAGCCAGCAGCCCUUCUUUCCCACAGCGGUCAAGCCCGGGCAUCAUCGGCCGCUGGGCAGCCAGCGCCUGAGCAAGGAAAGAAGCCGGUCCAUUACCCGGCGCCAGCAUCGCAGGCCCUACCCUCCAGCAGAAACACCGUGGCCAUGAGCAAGCUCGCCAAGAUGGGCAAGACACGCCCGUGGGUAUUUGGCUACAGCACCGACGAGGGCUACGGCCUCUAUGCAUUCAUGAAGUGUCCGCGCCGCAACUGCAAGCAGCGAUUUGCUAGCGAUUCUCUUCGGAACAACCACGCACGUGACCACCUCUCAGGCUGCGGUCAAGCCUUCAUCGACGAGCAGGACAUGGUGAGGCAGUACGCCAGCCAAGUGGUCAAGGAUGCGGGCAGGAAGUCCGACCUGACGGUCGACUGGGCGCGCAACUCCAACAUGAACCUUCUCCCUUCGAAUGAGAAGGACAAUCACCCCGAUAACUUCCCCCAGCCGCCUGCGGAUGAGUAG
Molecule: messenger RNA, 2289 nt
Organism: Diaporthe batatas
Lineage: Eukaryota; Fungi; Ascomycota; Sordariomycetes; Diaporthales; Diaporthaceae
Exons: 4
Coding region: 1-2289 (762 amino acids)
Molecular function (GO): protein binding
Source: RefSeq, a predicted model, not a curated record